CACACACACACACACACACACAAACACACUGAUGCAAACAGGCAGGAAGUCGUAGAUGAGCUGCUGCUCCGACGCACGCACAGAUCCUCCAGGUUGGUCUUGGUGUUCUGGUAAGAACUGAGAAACAACCAUGAAGUCCAGGAGUCAGGACCAGAGUCUGUCUGACUCCAGAGAGCUGGACCGAUCCUACGACCCGCUGACAGGUAAUCCUCCAUCCAAACCCAAUAAGAAGACCAUAAAGCAGCGGUUCCUCAAACUGCUCCCCUGCUGUCGCUCCGACUCCAGCUCUUCAGUCGCUCAAAGCAAGUGUCACAGAACACACAGUUCGAAAAUGAAACACUGUAGUAUAACUGAUGAUGCUGAACUGUCGGCGGUGCGUUACCGACCGGAGGGGCUCGACCUCCUCGUACAGAAGACCAACUUCAGCAAGAAAGAGCUGCAGGUCCUCUACCGGGGAUUCAAAAACGAGUGUCCCAGUGGUGUGGUGAACGAAGAGACUUUUAAAACCAUCUACUCGCAGUUCUUCCCUCAUGGAGAUUCAAGUAUGUACGCACAUUUCCUCUUUGAAGCAUUUGACACCCGCAGCAAUGGCUCGGUCAGCUUUGAGGAUUUUGUUGUUAGUCUGUCCAUCAUCUUAAGAGGCUCCAUCACUGAUAAACUCAACUGGGCCUUUAAUCUGUACGAUCUCAACAAAGACGGCUGCAUCACCAGAGAGGAGAUGACGGACAUCAUGCACUCCAUCUACGACAUGAUGGGGAAGUAUACCUACCCCUGCAUGCUGGACAAUGCUCCCAAGGAGCAUGUGGACAACUUCUUCCAGAAAAUGGACAAGAACAAUGACGGAGUGGUCACCAUCGAGGAGUUCCUGGAGACAUGCCAAAAGGAUGAAAGCAUCAUGCAGUCCAUGCACAUGUUUGACAGUGUGAUCUAAAGCUUAGUGGACACGGACAUUAAAUGUUUCCCUCCCGCCUGGAGUCUGCAGUCAGAGUGGACGAUGACUCUGCGCCCAAACAAGAGAGGAGUAGGGUGCAAACGGCAAUGUCCUGAGGAUAUCUACCCCAAAACCACCUCUUCUUGUGAAAUGUUUUUCUUUUAUUAAGAUUGUAUAGGAAGACAUCAAAAGGUGGAAUCUGGUGUUUUAAGAUCUUGAGCCUCUGCAGGCCAAUUUGAACAAUCUACUUAAUGCUCUGAUGAACAGCAGAAGACGACUGUCGUGACCUCAACUUAUCGUGCUUUCUCUGUUGCAUGAAUGAAUGUGCAGACACAUGGAACCAACUGAACGAUGCUCAGAAUGUUGUAGAGCCUCACCCACUGUUUAUACUCACUGUUAUACCUUGAUAAAGGAUGGCUCUAAUGACGGGAUGAAGUUUGAACCCAAGCAAUAAUCUUGAUUGAAACAUGCUAUUAAUUCUGUCCUCACGGUGCCCCACACUCACAUAUACUAUAAUGCUGUAUAUUGUGUCUGCAUGAUGUGUCUGCUUUGACAGGCCAUUGAAAUGAUUAAUUUAAGUGUUGAUAUAUUUUCUAUAUGGACGUGGUGACAAUGGCGAUGAUGGAGUUGAAUAAAAC
Anoplopoma fimbria (sablefish) is the source of this 1569-nucleotide messenger RNA. RefSeq names its product Kv channel-interacting protein 2-like. The transcript is spliced from 9 exons. NCBI's taxonomy places the organism in Eukaryota, Metazoa, Chordata, Actinopteri, Perciformes, Anoplopomatidae. The record is from RefSeq and is a predicted model, not a curated record. Bases 131 to 931 code for a protein of 266 amino acids. Gene Ontology annotation, molecular function: calcium ion binding; potassium channel regulator activity. Gene Ontology annotation, biological process: regulation of potassium ion transmembrane transport. Gene Ontology annotation, cellular component: voltage-gated potassium channel complex.